CGGAAAAUAAUCGCGAUUUCUCAAAUCGUCGAUUAGAUAUCCCAAGGCGAGUUUGCAACACACGUUGUUUACGUGCGUCAGAUUACACGAUGACGAAAAAAAAAAAGAAAGAAUGCUGUUUGACCACGCUCGAUACAUUGCUCCUUCGCACUAUAUAAUUACGAUACGCUCAUUUCUCAGCCGACCUUGCCUUAUUAGCCUCAGAAGCUUGUCAUUAGUAACAGCAACAAUGUAGCGAAUCGCCACAGGGGUGAGCGCAUAAAUCCUAGACGGAUCCUCCUGCAAUUAUACCGAUCACGAGAGAAAGAGCUCUUUUCUCUCUCUCUCUCUCUCUCAUCGUGCCAAGCACCGUUACAGAAAUCGGACAUUUCCCGUGCUCUCGGCGAUAUUUGCCACGGCAGAGGAAAUCUCGGCCGCGAAAUUCUCGCGCACGCGGUUGCAUAUUAUGCGGAAUCGCGGUGAAAAAAUUCGCCGAUAUUGGGAUAGGUCGAUACGACGAAUUGCAAUAAAGGGCGCAGGCGUAAAACAAGCGAGAAAUUAUACGCAACACGUUGGCGGCACAUUGUUGAAUAAAGGACGACGAGGCGCCGAGAGAAGUGAACGAGCGGGGAUAGGGGAGGAAAGAGGGGGAAGGAACGCGGCGCGUUUGAACCCGCUUUUGGCACGGCACUGACCUCGUCUCGGCGUCCGAUUGGACAGCAACGGCGAUGCACACAGAGUGUGCACACACCGUUCAAGUACCCGCUAUCGGCGUGCGUACGUCGACAAGCGUGGAAGCGAGGGAGGAAGCGAAAGGGCCGCGACGGGUGAAGAGAGCAGGGUCCGAUUAUGCCCGAGCGCCGGCGGACACGUCCGACGUGAAAUAGCCGACAAUUGACGCGAUAGAGAGUUUGGCAAGAGGAGCGGCGGGCGAGAGGAGACACGCUGUUCUCUCGGCUGUACCGCUUCCCCUUUUUCAAUUUUAUCGUGCGAUCGACGUGCACAUCGCCGUCGCUCGGCGACGUCGCUAUGCGAAAACUAGACGAGAGAGAGAGGGAGAGAAAAGUUUUCCCUGCAACGAUGGACGGCCCCGGAACUGUCACGUGGGAGGAAUUUGUCGAGAAUGCGGGAAAAUUCCUUGCUGUUUCAGACAAACUGUCUGAUGGCUGGGAGUUUCGUGGCGAUAAGGAUAUUCCUGGACAAGCGUACCUAGUUAGGAAAACCGUGUGCUUCCUACCGGACGAUUCUAUUUGGAGAAAUGAUGAAGCGGCCGACGAUAACGACGGCGACAUCGAGGAAUUUCACGCGAGAUUUCAGGAGGAUCCGCACGAAGCUCCCUCCGUGGCCGAGACGCCCUUCAUUACCGAGCACCAUAUAUUAUGGUCCAUGAGUUACAGCGUCCCGGUCCUCUUCUUCAACGGAUGGAAGUCAGAUUACCCCGGCGUCAACCCGGUGAGCGUAAACGAGGCUCAAACGGUCCACAGUUCCAAAUUGAAUUACACGGAAUUAUCGCAAGCGAUCCACCCUAUCGUCGGUACCCCGUUCCUGCAAUUGCAUCCAUGUCUGUCCCGGGAAUUGCUGCGAGGCAUGCCGGACAGACGGAACGACGAAGUGACCGUUCCCGGCGAUCGACGUGGUGUUACCCUGCGACGUCCGACCACAUCCAUCAUUACCAUCCCGAGCUUCUCACUAUUCCCGGGACUAGCUGAAAUUCUCGCUCCUUGUGUCAUACACGAGACUCGAGUAGAAAAAGUACGAAGGAAGGAAAGGGGGAGAGACGCGCGAAGAAGAAGAGGAGAAGCGCAGGUGGCGGGCAAAGCGGUCGAGGUGUUCAAUGGGAAGAGGCUCGCUUUCGCAGCGAGGGCCGUAAUCGAAACGGGGAAUCGCCAACACACAGCGCGAAUCAUCACGAUCGAGUGGACAAACCGCCGGCAAACAAUAGGGAACCUGCUGGCGGCUUCCGAUGGGGUCGUAGCCGUAUUCGUAUAACGCGAUGAUAGGCUAGCCG
Messenger RNA from Dinoponera quadriceps, 1987 nucleotides. It is a transcript of the gene Atg10, whose product is annotated as ubiquitin-like-conjugating enzyme ATG10. NCBI's taxonomy places the organism in Eukaryota, Metazoa, Arthropoda, Insecta, Hymenoptera, Formicidae. The coding region runs from base 1009 to 1968 and encodes 319 amino acids. Gene Ontology annotation, biological process: protein lipidation; macroautophagy; protein modification by small protein conjugation. Gene Ontology annotation, molecular function: Atg12 transferase activity. The record is from RefSeq and is a predicted model, not a curated record. The transcript is spliced from 5 exons. Gene Ontology annotation, cellular component: intracellular anatomical structure.